GUGGCGCCUGAUGCUCGAAGACACUUCGUUCCGCUUGGAUAUGAAGACAAGCAAAUAAUGGGUUGUUUCUGGUGGAAUUUUACCAGUUGAGCUCCUUCUUUUACUUCGGCACACGGGAACCAGUGCUGGUAAUGACUGAUUUUGCCCUGCGGAGAAGUUGCGUUUGUCCUCGCCGGUUCUGAACGACAAAAACCUCCAUGACUGUAAAGCAAUACACACCCAUUAUGUCAAAUCGGAAUUGGGAAGUGUUUCCAGGGAGAAACAAGUUUUACUGCGAUGGAAGGAUCAUAAUGGCGAGAAAUAAUGGCGUAUUUUAUUUUACAGUGGUGCUCAUUGUAGUAACAAGUGGACUUUUCUUUGCAUUCGAUUCUCCCUACUUGUAUGAGAAAGUUUCCCCAGCAGUCCCAUUAAUUGGAGCAUGGUUAUUUAUAUUUGUCAUGUCAACAUUACUUCGCACAGCUUUCAGUGAUCCUGGUAUAGUACCUCGAGCGUCAGCUGAAGAGGCAGCUUAUAUUGAAAAAACAUUAGAAACUCCUAAUCAAGAUUCACAAACAUAUAGACCUCCUCCCAGAGUAAAGGAGAUCUCAAUAAAUGGACAAACUGUUAAACUUAAAUUUUGUUUUACCUGCAAGAUAUUCAGACCUCCUCGAGCUUCUCAUUGCAGUAUGUGUGACAACUGUGUGGAGAGAUUUGACCACCACUGUCCAUGGGUUGGGAACUGUGUAGGGAAGAGGAACUACAAGUUUUUCUUCAUGUUUCUAGUUUCUCUCUCUAUAUACUGUUGCUAUCUCUUUGCUUUUGUUGUAACUCAUCUUGUAAUGUUAUCCCAAGGGGAGGACAAUUCAUUUAUUUCUGCAAUGAAACAGUCACCUGCUAGUAUCCUAGAAGCCAUUAUUUGUUUUUUUUCAAUCUGGUCAAUAGUUGGAUUGACUGGUUUUCACUCAUAUUUAGUUGGCUCAAAUCAAACUACAAAUGAGGAUAUUAAAGGAUCAUUUUCCUCACGAAGUGGCCAAGGAAAUGUCAAUCCUUAUAGUCGGGGCUCAGUAUUGAAAAACUGUGCAGAAGUUCUUUGCGGACCACUUCAGCCCAGUUUAAUCAACAGAAGAGGUGUUAUUAUCCCUGAACCUCCUGAAUCAGACAAGUAUGGGGCAGUAAGGACAACAACCACAGCACCCAUGUCCCCCACACAGUUAGGCUCAACAAAUGGUGUCAGACAUGAUGCCAGUAGAGGAGAGGAUGAACAAAACAAGUUAUUGCCCAGGGCACAAGAACAAGACAGUCUCCAAGCUGAUAGUGAAAAGGGACUUGUCAAACUUAGCAGUGUGUGAACAAUUACCUGUACCUAUGGAUCUACAGUACUGUUUUAUUGUUUGUUCAGUGGAACAACUGUUAAAACAUGGAAUGAAGUUUCAGUAUUGAGAGCUCCAUCUGCUUCUGUCUGAAAGUGGAGGGUGUUGUUUGUGGGUCCCAUAUAAUGUAUCAUUUUGUAGCUAUAAGGGGACAGUACAAGACGGGGCAUUUAUGCAAAGGAAGAGGAAUGGACACUACAUUCAGUUAAAGCAAUACACCUGUUAUGAACUUCAAGCAAUGAUCAGCUAAAUCAUUAGCUCCAGUUGUUCAUGUAAGAGUCCUUUGCAUGUAUGAAGCCAUGAUACCCUACAUGUAUGACAAGAGCUAAGUCAGGGUUUUUCUUCUGAUCUCUGAGGUGAACUAUUGUUGCUGACAAGUAGACAGUAGUGAAGAUUAGUAGUAACUGAUUCAUAACAUCCUCAAGUCAGAAUGAAAAGGGACAUCUGGAGUAGCCAGCAAAGCAAUGCAUGUAGAAAUUGGCAGUGCUCAUCUGCCUCUGGCCCUCAUAUGCAACCCUGCUUUAUGUUUUAGUCCCAGAUUAUCAAACAUAGAGUCUGACAUCAACAUCUCAAUAUGUAAGUCAAAACUGAAGAGUAUCAACACUGACAAUAACAUGUAUUGACAGUGGUCUAUUUAUAAUAAUUUUACCCAGCCCUAAUUAUUUUUAUGUUGUUUUACAGCAGGGAGUGCGAUUUCUCUGAAUUUCAUCUUGAGCAUUUUAUUGUUGGGGAAACUGAAAUGCAAUACUGGUCUUGAGUAGUAAAUGUCACACUACUUCAAGUGCCAGUGAAGAACAUCUUGGUUCACAGAGAAGUUUAUGCUCUGAACAGCUGUGGUUUAUGUUCACUUGAGAAUAUUUCAGGCAAUCAUUGACAAUUAUUUUAGGAUUUUCAAAUCAGUAGGAAUGUCAUUAGGACAUCCGUCUUAAGGAAAUACAUCCUCAGAGGUUGUUGCACAUUUGUGGGAAAUUGUGACCUUUUUUAGUGUCAUUGUGGCCUGUUGAUUUAUAGAGGUCUCCAGUUAUUGUAAGAAGUGACAAAUAAAUUUGAAAAUGUACUCAA
Molecule: messenger RNA, 2411 nt
Organism: Stylophora pistillata
Lineage: Eukaryota; Metazoa; Cnidaria; Anthozoa; Scleractinia; Pocilloporidae
Product: palmitoyltransferase ZDHHC14
Biological process (GO): protein targeting to membrane; peptidyl-L-cysteine S-palmitoylation
Cellular component (GO): endoplasmic reticulum; Golgi apparatus
Molecular function (GO): protein-cysteine S-palmitoyltransferase activity
Source: RefSeq, a predicted model, not a curated record